AUGAAGUCUGCACUGGAAUUUAGUUUUUACCAAUGUCUAAAUGUUCUUAAUAAUAUUCGCUAUAGGAAUGAAAAUGCAAAACAAACUCCAGAAAAUCAUCUACGAAAUUUUGAUUCAAAUAUUUGUUUCAAUCUACCUAUCGCAAUAACUGGAAAUUUAGAGACUACUUUGGAAAAUAAACAAGAGUUGCAAAACUAUCCGGAAAUACAUCAUGAUUUAAGAUAUUUUUAUUUGAGGAUUGCUGAAAGAAGUGAUCAGCCCUAA
Molecule: messenger RNA, 264 nt
Organism: Acanthoscelides obtectus
Lineage: Eukaryota; Metazoa; Arthropoda; Insecta; Coleoptera; Chrysomelidae
Source: the annotation of a GenBank genome assembly